UGUUAGCAGCAGCCAUGUCAGUAACAGGUGGACAGAUCUGAGCGUGACAUGUCUCCGGUCUGUAAGGUGAUACAUUAGACCAACAUUUGUAGAGAAAAUAUGUCAGGAAAAGGGGAUUUAGCUAAACUGGACGUUGGUGUAUUAACUGCUGAUCAGCAGGAGAAACUUCGACAGUUCAAGAUCAAGACGAGAAUUAACAAUGAGAAGUAUUUGGGAUCACAUCCAGAAGUGGAGGUAUUGAUAGGUGACUUUUUAAGAGAUGUGCUUCUAAAAAGGCCUGCGGACAUCCGGGAUUUCGCUGCAGAUCACUUCACCAAUCCAGACCUUCAUGUGUUAAUCGGCUCCAAAAUGGAAGGAAACAUGGAGUGAAAGACACCCAACAGUCACAGUGCUUCCCCUUUUUGCCUUCUCUGUUCAGAGCAACACAUGCAUGGACUCUAUCUUCAGUCAAAACAAAGACACAAAUACAUUUACGUCAGUCCACUUGAUAGCGCUAGUGUCCGAUUCCCCAUCAUACACAUGCAGGAAGCCAACAGAUGGGGAAGAUGCUAACUGCAUUUCCUAAUAAGAGUGAUUAAAAGGUUAGAAAGUGGAGAAGAUGUCCUGUGGGUCUCACACAUACGUUGACACACUGUGCUGUUGGCCACGUCACCAAUAUGAUUAGGAAGGGAAAUAUCAAGGCUGCAUUUUGUUUUUACUCCUUUCAACAACUAUUUCACCAGAACCAUCUAUGUGGCCCGCGUUGUGGGCACACAGCUGUCAUGGUCCGCAUUGAUCUGGAUAUGGGCCAGUCAACACUGAUUUAUUUAGUUUUUGUCUUUCUAAUUUUUAAAUCUGUCUUAAAGUGUUUCUCUUGUGUUUUUACAUCUCUUGUUCAUUUUUUAAACAUAUGUUUGUGUUUGUGCCAUUGAAAGUAAGGAAAAGUUAUAGAUUGCAAAAAGAUUAAAGAAGUGAACAAUUUAUGGAUUUUUUCUUUCAGAUAAAUGUGUCUAUUCAACUCCACCGUUUCACCUAAUCCUACUUCUACAACGACCUUAAUAUUCAAAUGUGCUCGGUUUCGGUUGUCACAGCUCUGUAUUCAGGAGCUUAUGUUUGCCCACUUGCUUUAUGGAUUGUGUAAAUAAAGCCUUUAC
Messenger RNA from Notothenia coriiceps (black rockcod), 1133 nucleotides. RefSeq names its product regulatory subunit of type II PKA R-subunit domain containing 1 (gene riiad1). The record is from RefSeq and is a predicted model, not a curated record. The coding region runs from base 100 to 369 and encodes 89 amino acids. The transcript is spliced from 4 exons. NCBI's taxonomy places the organism in Eukaryota, Metazoa, Chordata, Actinopteri, Perciformes, Nototheniidae.